AUGGUGCACACUGCUGCUUUGAAAGCUUGGGGCUGAUAAAUGAUUAGCAGCAUUUCCACUUUCCCUUCGUCGUGGUUACAUAACUCACUCUCUCCUGCAGUCUCUGGGACGUGCCUCAUUUCACAACCUUACACCAACUUUCUGCUACUUCCAGUCACUCCUUCCUCUGGGAAACCUUUCGUGUGUUGGAACAGAAUGGCAUCUACCUGCUCAGGAUGUGGACCAGGUUACAAAAGUCCUCUGGAUGCCAUGAAUGGUCCUCGAGAGGAGAUUGUUUACCUUCCCUGUAUUUACCGGAAUACUGAAAUCCAAAAGCCUGACUAUCUUGCAACCGUUGAUGUCGAUCCCAAAUCUCCCACUUAUUGCAAGGUCAUUCACAGGUUGCCUAUGCCUAAUAUGAAAGAUGAGCUGCACCACUCUGGAUGGAAUGCCUGCAGCAGUUGUUUUGGUGAUGCCUCCAAAAAACGCAACCGGCUUAUCUUACCCUCCCUGAUCUCCUCCCGCAUCUAUGUUAUCGAUGUGGGAACAGACGCCCGUGCUCCACGACUUCACAAGACAGUAGAACCUGUGGAGGUGUUCUGGAAAUGUGGCUUGGCCAAUCCUCAUACCUCUCACUGCUUGGGCACUGGCCAAGUUAUGAUAAGUACCCUGGGUGACCCAUCAGGAAAUGGAAAGGGUGGAUUCGUGUUGUUGGAUGGUGAGACAUUUGAAGUGAUUGGAAACUGGGAAUUGCCUGGGGAAGCAGCACCCUUUGGAUAUGACUUCUGGUACCAACCACGCCAUAAUGUGAUGAUUAGCACCGAGUGGGGAGCACCCAAAGUACUUGGAAAUGGAUUCAAUCCUGCAGAUGUCAAAGCAGGUCACUAUGGACAACGCAUCCAUGUGUGGGACUGGACCACACACAAGCAUAUGCAGACUCUGGAUCUGGGUGAAGAGGGCGCCAUCCCUCUAGAGAUCCGUUUUCUGCAUGACCCUGCUGCAGCUGAGGGUUAUGUGGGCUGUGCACUCCAGGGCACUGUGUUCCGCUUCUACAAGACUCCGAAAGGCGAUUGGGCUGCAGAGAAAGUCAUCAAGGUUCCCAAUAAAAAAGUAGAGGGUUGGGUCCUACCUGAGAUGCCAAGUCUCAUCACAGACAUUUUAAUCUCACUGGAUGAUCGUUUCCUGUACUUCAGCAACUGGUUGCAUGGUGACAUUCGACAGUAUGACAUCACUGACAAGAGGAAUCCCCGUAUGGUGGGCCAGAUCUUUCUGGGAGGCAGCAUUCAAAAUGAUGGUCCUGUUAAAGUACUAGAGGACAAAGAACUGGAACAGCAACCUUCUCCACGAAUAGUGAAGGGCAAGCGAAUACCAGGGAGUCCACAGAUGCUGCAGCUGAGCCUGGAUGGAAAAAGACUCUAUGUGACUACUUCUCUAUACAGUGCAUGGGACAAACAGUUCUACCCUGAGAUGUUAAAGCAAGGCUCAGUCAUGCUGCAGAUUGAUGUGGACACAGUGAAAGGUGGCCUGACGCUGAAUGAGAAUUUCUUGGUGGAUUUUGGAAAAGAACCUGACGGUCCUACUCUUGCUCAUGAGAUCCGAUACCCUGGCGGGGACUGCACCUCCGACAUCUGGCUGUGAAAUGGCAGCUCUUACUUCUCAAAAAUAUACAUGGAACAGUAAUCCAUUAUCCUUCUUGCUUAGUUAUCAGUAUAUAGCUAACUCUAUCAUGCUUUAUAUUACUUCCUGUCUUUCCAGAUAUCAGUAUGUGACGGAUGUUGAUAAAAAUUAUUCACUAAUUAACUGAUACUAAUGGUUGACCUGAAUCACAAUCAAUUUUUAUAAUCUGUUUGUGAAACUGUAGUUCACACAGUAACUCAUCUUUUCACAAUAAAAAGCAGUGUGCACAAAGAA
This is a messenger RNA of Pangasianodon hypophthalmus (striped catfish), 1890 nucleotides long. RefSeq names its product selenium binding protein 1 (gene selenbp1). The record is from RefSeq and is a predicted model, not a curated record. Lineage: Eukaryota; Metazoa; Chordata; Actinopteri; Siluriformes; Pangasiidae. Bases 40 to 1617 code for a protein of 525 amino acids. Gene Ontology annotation, molecular function: selenium binding; protein binding. The transcript has 12 exons.